AGCGCCGCUCAGACACGUUCGCUCCCGUUCGCGCGCGCUCUGGUUCAAGAUCAACAAUUAACGCUGCGUCGCCGCGCCGAAGCCCUGUGAGUGGGAGCGAGACGGCAGACCCAAGAAAUAGACGCGUGCUGAGCAAAAGCAACACAAUCGGAGCGGGAACCGAUCACAGACUUUUAUUCAGACAAUAUUUAUACCCCGCUGUAGUUAAAAUUGAUAUCAAUUGAAAAGUUUCUGAAAAGUGCCAGUGGAUGUGUUCAGUAAAUACAUAACUGGACGUAAUACGCUAAUAACGGGAUCGUAGCAGUGCCGAGGGUUCCACACUCAGUGCGAAGCAAGAGAUCGGUCGAGGAAGACGCCCCUCCAUAUAGAACGCCCAUCUCCAACAGCAGUACGCGAAUACUCCACGAUGACAUCACGGGUGCGUCACUGGGCCCGACUGGGCACCGUGAUUCUUGGGAUCUGCUGCAUAGCCAGUGGGAUAUAUCUCUUCCGGAACUUCAUCGAAAUGUUCACACGCGUGCGCGGCAAGGAAAUGGCCUUGAGUCCAACGUCACGAUCGUUCGAGGGUUGGAAGGUGUCGCCCCUGCCGCUCAACUUCGAUGUCUACCUUUUUAACUGGACAAAUCCACAUGAAUUCUAUGUGGGAUCCGGCAAGAAGCCGCGAUUCGAGCAACUGGGACCCUAUCGGUUUCGAGAGCAUCCCGACAAAGUGGACAUCGAAUGGCACAACCAGAACGCUUCCGUGUCGUUCCACAAAAAGUCCUGGUUCUAUUUUGAUGCUGCUGGAAGCAACGGAAGUUUGACGGAUAUUGUCACUCAAGUCAACACCGUAGCACAUGCUGCUGCUAGGCGUGGUGCUGACAGCUGGUUAGGCAGAAUAACUGUUAAUUUUGCUAAUAAAGCUUAUAGUCAGGAUGUUACCGUCACUAAAACCGUUGAUGAAAUGCUCUUCAAGGGCUACGAGCACCAGUUCAUAAAAGUAGGCAAGCUGCUGAGGCCCCAAGAUGUUCCCUACUUGCGCGUGGGAUUCCAGUAUCCGCGGAACGGCAGUGCCAGCUUUGAUGGGGACAUUAACAUGUUCACCGGGUCCGACGAUAUUACCAAAAUGGGUCAGAUUCAUACGUGGAAUAACCUGACGCACACUGGAGCUUUUGAGGGCACCUGCGGGCAGGUUCGCGGUUCCAUGGGCGAGUUCUUUCCGCCCAACCUCAGCACCAACGACAGCGUCUACAUGUACAUGCCAAAGAUGUGCCGAGCUAUACCGCUGGACUACACGGAGACGGUUACGGUGCAUGGGGUGACUGCUUACAAGUUUAGUGGCACUCAGCACGCCGUAGACAACGGAACACUGCGCCCGGAGACGAGUUGCUACUGUGUCGGCGGCAAGUGUAUGCCCAUCGGAGUGAUCAACAUAGGUCCCUGCGCCUACAACGCAUCUGUCUACAUGUCGUUCCCGCACUUUUACUUGGCGGAUGCCAGCUACCUGGAGGCCAUCGAAGGUCUGCUACCGGAACGCGAGAAGCACGAGUUUUUCAUGACACUGGAACCCAAUGCGGGCGUGCCAAUGGACGUAGGCGGUGGAUUCCAGGCCAACUACUACAUGGAGCCCAUCCGGGGUAUUGAUAUCUACGAAAAUGUUCCAAAGGUCAUGAUUCCAAUGAUGUGGUGCGAAGAGCGAGUCCGGGUUUCGGAAGAAAUAGCCGCCGACAUCGCGUUGGUUCCGCUGAUUGUCCUGCUAGGACAGAUUGUAACUGGCAUCCUACUGGCCGGCGGCCUCAUAUGCACCUGCUGGUACCCGACUCGGCAGGUCACGCACUUCUGUCAAAGCGAUCCCAAGGCCAAAGCCAGUGCCUUUAGUCCCCUCGCCGCCUUUGGUGUAAAUUCAGCUGCGCCUUCGGCUCCGACCCAGCCUUUCCGCAGCAAUACUACUUCGUCGGGCAACGACCGCGUUGGAGUGCGACUGCUGGACUACAAUCGCAAUUCCGGAUUGAGGGACAGCGUUACAACGGACAGCUCGGCCAGGGAACGGCUGAUCGCCGAGGGCUCGCCCGAUGUCAUAGUUAGAUAAUACAUGCAUUGGCAUCAAGCUAUUCUGACGGUGCCCCCAACGAUCAUCUGCCUAAGACUCAUUUACGUCGUAAGCCAUUCUGCCUUAACCAUGCCCACAGAGGCUGGACCCAAUUGCUCACCAAGGACAUUGCUCCGGAACACAUCCCAUACCACAUUACCACGCAUUAGGAGUUUCCUCAGACAGCGAGAGAGAUUAAUAAGAUUAUUUAUUUUAGUGCCAAAAAAAGAAAACCCAAGCAAAAGUAAUUAACUAUUUUAGUAGGUUAAACUAAACUGUAAAUAGAGCGAGUCGUUAAGCGCCCAUUAAUCUUUCAUUUCCUAAAGUGUUGAAGUAAAAGCUGCUCAUCCCCAAAGUAUUUAUAUUUAUACGAAAAUGCAUACAUUUUGUAAAGCGUUAAGUUAAGUUUUAAUCCAAGUUGAGAUGAAGUGAUAUUGUAAACAUAUUGAACAGAGCGUGCAGAGCGAGGAGUUUUUACCUUUGCUCAAUAGGAUUGUCCUGAGACUGGGCAGUUGUCGUUUUAAGUCUUGUACAAAUAGCACUAGCACAAGAUUUCGCAUAUCCUAUGUAAAUAUGUCAAUCAGUGUUAACAUUAGAUCGUAGAGCACAGCUGUGAACCCCGGAAAUAUUUCCUAAAAUUCCUUAAGAUAAAAGAGAAUAAAUAAAAAAUACAUAUAAUGAA
Drosophila biarmipes is the source of this 2750-nucleotide messenger RNA. Its product is annotated as protein peste. Gene Ontology annotation, molecular function: scavenger receptor activity. Bases 407 to 2068 code for a protein of 553 amino acids. The record is from RefSeq and is a predicted model, not a curated record. The transcript has 5 exons. NCBI's taxonomy places the organism in Eukaryota, Metazoa, Arthropoda, Insecta, Diptera, Drosophilidae. Gene Ontology annotation, cellular component: membrane; cytoplasm.